Molecule: messenger RNA, 558 nt
Organism: Elaeis guineensis (African oil palm)
Lineage: Eukaryota; Viridiplantae; Streptophyta; Magnoliopsida; Arecales; Arecaceae
Product: RING-H2 finger protein ATL28-like
Source: RefSeq, a predicted model, not a curated record
AUGGCACAACAUAACUUUCAGAUAGCGGGGACAAAGAGAUAUAUAGUACUAGAUAGAGAGGGUAGAAAGACUCAGCCCCACCAAGCAAGCAUGUCCAGUAACGAAUGGCGCACUACGGAGGACCAAACAAGAAGCUGCUGCCGCGUUGUGGCAACGCUCGUUCUCAUCGGCAUCUUCUUGUUUUCAUGCAUCAUCCCCUUUGUUCUCUACUACUUCUCCCGUAACUUGCUUCGCAGCACCUGGCAAGCCGGCACAGUUGGUGGUCGCCACUACGCCACAACCGGGCUCGAUCAGUAUUUGAUCUCCACCCUGCCCACCUUUACCUUCCGAAGGGCCACCUAUCGGGGUGGCAAAGAUAAGGGGACCUCAGCCGAGUGCGCCGUCUGCAUCGAUAGUGUGGAAGACGGGGAAAUGGUGAGGUUGUUGCCCAACUGUGAGCAUGUCUUUCAUGUGGAGUGCAUCGACAUGUGGUUGCACUCCCACUCCACUUGCCCCGUGUGCCGGACGGAGGCCGAGCCAGGGAAGAUGGUCGCAAAAAUGGUGGUAGGCGAGGUCUGA